Wyeomyia smithii (pitcher-plant mosquito) is the source of this 716-nucleotide messenger RNA. Its product is annotated as protein KRTCAP2 homolog. NCBI's taxonomy places the organism in Eukaryota, Metazoa, Arthropoda, Insecta, Diptera, Culicidae. Bases 166 to 564 code for a protein of 132 amino acids. The record is from RefSeq and is a predicted model, not a curated record. The transcript is spliced from 4 exons.
CUGUCAAAUCAUUGCAUGAAAUGUUUUGUUCCAUGUUUUGUCUUUGGUAAACCGCCUAGUUUUAGAAUUAGUUCAGAAAGAAAAAAUAAAUCACCAAAAUUUUGAUAAAUAAGCAUUAAUAACUCGAUGUGUUGUUAAACUUCAAACGGAGAGUGUUAUUACAAUAUGGCCGUCCCUACAUCGGUUUCACUGGUUCUGGCCUCGGUGACGGCCGUCCUCAUUUUUUCUGCCAUGCAAAUGUAUCGUCCCCUGAUUGCAUCCUCUCAGAUGGCGACAAUCUUCGGUGGAUAUCUUGGAUCUUGGUUGUUUAUUUUAUCGCUUACCGCCGUUUCCAAUCUAGAAGCAGUGGUUUUAGGCAAAGGUUUUCAAGCCAAACUGUUUCCGGAGGUGGCAUUUUGUCUGAUUGGAUCCCUUAUUGCAUGUGGAAUGGUUCACCGUGUUUGCGCUACCACUUGUAUAUUAUUUUCUGUAGCUGCCCUCUAUUAUAUCAAUAAGAUAUCUCAAAAAGUGCACAACGCACCCGUUCCCGUAGACUCCUAUGUCGGCAAGAAGAAAAAGAAAUAGAAUGGAAUGUUUCUCUAUGGAGCAAUUUUAUGUUGCAAUUAAAUCUAAUCAUAAUAAUUAUGAUUCUAUCAUGAUCAACAAAAUGAACUAAUAAGGCAUCCAGGAAUUAAUUGUAACUAAAUGAAGAGAAAUACAUCGUGUUGCUAUAAAUA